Molecule: messenger RNA, 1727 nt
Organism: Exophiala oligosperma
Lineage: Eukaryota; Fungi; Ascomycota; Eurotiomycetes; Chaetothyriales; Herpotrichiellaceae
Exons: 3
Coding region: 1-1713 (570 amino acids)
Molecular function (GO): oxidoreductase activity
Source: RefSeq, a predicted model, not a curated record
AUGGGUGAUCCAUCUGGCGCACAAGAGCUCCCCGAGCGUAUUCUGCACCGGGAUCUUGCCGAGUAUGCCCAACGACCUCGCACCGAUGGACCGUACGCUGACAACCUGGACGUUGACGUCCUGAUCGUCGGCGCCGGAUUUGCGGGAACAUAUCUACUCUACCUGAUGCGCCAAACAGGUUUCAAAACCGUCCUGUACGAAGCAGGAAACAGCUUUGGAGGAACCUGGAAAUGGAAUUGCUAUCCCGGCGCUCGUGUGGACUCUGAGGUCCCCAUAUACCAGCUCUCCAUACCCGAGGUGUACAAGACGUGGACGUGGACGACCAACUACCCGGACUGGCACGAGCUCCAAGCAUACUUUGACCAUUGUGACAAGGUCCUGGGGCUGAGCAAGGAUUGCGCGUUUGGCAGCGUGGUGACUUCGGCCGAGUUCGACACGGACUCGGGAAAGUGGAACAUCAAGACCGCCGACGGCCGCAACGCGAGAUGCAAGUACCUCAUCAUCGGCGCCGGGUUCGCCGCGAAGAGGUACAUCCCCGACUACGCCAGCAUGGACCGGUUCAAGGGCGUGAUGCACCACUCGUCCUUUUGGCCGCCUGAGGGCGUCGACGCCCGCGGCAAGAAGGUCGCGGUCAUCGGGACCGGCGCGUCGGGCGUCCAGAUCAUCCAGGAAUGGGGCCCCGAGGUCGAGCACCUCACCGUGUUCCAGCGCACGCCCAACCUGGCCCUGCCCAUGGGCAAGAGGGACAUGACGGCCGAGGAACAGCGGGCCCUGUACCCGGUGUACGACGAACUGUUGCGGAUGCGCGAGUCCACGUUCGCCGGCUUCACCUACGACUUUGCCGAGCGCAACACGUUCGAGGACUCGCCCGAGGAGCGCGAGGCCCUGUACGAAUCCCUCUGGGCCAAACAGGGGUUCGGCCUCUGGCUCGGCAGCCACAAGGACUACCUGUUCGACAUGAAGGCCAACAGGUGCGUGUACGACUUUUGGCGCAAGAAGCAGGCGGCGCGCGUCACGGACCCGGCGAAGCGGGAGCUUCUCUGCCCCACGGAGCCGCCGCACGCGUUCGGCGUGAAGAGGCCCUGCCUCGAACAGAACUACUACGAGGUCCUGGACAGGGACAACGUGACAAUCGUCGACAUCGGCGAGAAGUCGGGCAACUCGAUCGCCGAGUUCACCGAAAGGGGCAUCAGGACGGCGGACGGCAAGGAACACGAAUUCGACAUCAUCGCCCUGGCGACGGGGUUCGACAUCACCACGGGCGGGAUGACCAACAUGGGCCUCAAGUCCAUCAAUGGUACCACGCUGAAGGACGAGUGGAAGAAGGCGGCGUACACCUACCUCGGGACGACGAUUUCGGGAUAUCCCAACAUGUUUCAUUUAUACGGCCCUCACGGUCCCACACUCUUGAGCAACGGGCCCAGCAGCGUCGAGGUCCAGGCGCGCUGGAUCCGCGACGCCAUCAAGCUCGCCGACAGGGAGGGCCUCAAGUACAUCAACCCGACCCAAGAGGCGAGUCGGAAGUGGAAAGACAGGAUCAACGAACUGAGUGACAUGACCCUCCUCCCCACCACCAAGAGCACCUACAUGGGUGGUACCGUCCCCGGCAAGGCUUUUGAACAGGUCAAUUACGCCGGCGGCAUCCCACUGUACGUCAAGGAGAUCAGGGCCGUCUUGCCCGGCUUCGUCGGAUUCGAGACCGUAAAGGCCUAGGAGCCGAAACGUCG